GGAGGAGACUUCUUUGAUUGUAAAUACAGACCACAGCAAGGCAACAAAAAAAAGUCUAUAUAGUAUAUUAAGUAUAUUAAGUAUUUUAGUGUUAUUACGCUUAAACGGGUGCUUAGAAAAUACUGUACAAUGCCCUCCAAAAGUAUGAGAAUGGUAAAUUGAAAUGUAUUUCUCCUGUAUACUUAGGUAUUUUGAUUAGAUCAAAAGAUGAAUACAAUGGUCAGUGACUUCACCAGCAGUCUCCAGAGGGCAGAGGUGAAAAUAUCACAAGCCACCAUACUCAAAAGACUUUGAGAGCUGAAUAACAGAGAUUACACUAUAAGACCAUGAAACAAGGUGGACCCAAGUGCAGAGGAUGCUUAUUCCCCAUUUUGAGUCAAACAAGUAAACUUUAAUAAAGAAAAAAAAAACAAAGUAACAAACAGGCAAGAACAAGAGAUACUAUCACUGGGAACAAAGAAAGACAAACACAGGAGAAAAUAACCCAGCACUGCAGCCAACAGGACGGCCCCCACCUACUUACAGGACAUGAUUCAGUCCUAAACCCCAGCUUGACCACUCCACUCUGUGGCAGCAGGGCGACUUGCCCCCCCUGCCAUCCGGAUGAAUGGUUCUUCUCACUCGACCCUACCACGGAGCUUCUCCACCUUAGCUCCCAGUGGUGGAACGAACUCCCUGUUCCUCUACGAACCACUCCCUCAUUGCCUAUCUUCCACCGCGGUCUGAAGAUUCAUCUCUUCCGGCUAUAUACCUGGGCUAACUAUCACCACUCUGUGGGGCAUUCCCAAUCUGGGAUCAGCAGUUGCAUCAACAAUGAAGAUGAGUGAGCUAGUACCUGAGACAGCCAUGCAUGCCCCAUAGCAUAGCACCCCCAACACCACGUUUCACAGAUGUUUCUUUCGUCAUCAACUGUAUAGGUCUUCCUUGGACUACCAGGCCCUUUGCAAUAACUGAAAUCACCAGUGCUCUCUCUUAAUAGGUGUUUCAAACAGCGGAUUUUUGGCAAGCCUAAGGUUUGGUCUAAUAAAUGUCGAUGUAAUUUUACUAGUUGAUACAGAUUAAUUUUCUUUAGACAAAUAAAAUAUCCCACCAAGGUAUCAGGUUCCUUAACCAUAAUUGUUUCAGUCUUACCUCUCUAUUGCUCCUGUUAUGAUGGUAUAAAAUCAAGAUUACACAUGAAUUUAUCACUACCAACAAGAAAAUAGGACAUAAUAUUCCUGCAACAGAGCCAUCUUAACCUCUCUCCAAAUUAAAAUGCCAUGUUGAGUCUUUCAGUAAGAAAGUGGCUUAGCUACAGUACUUGUCAGUUAAAACUUGCGCACCAAAAUUUUGCAGAUCACUUUUCUAUUAGUCAUUUUGCCUGCUGUACCUUAUAGCCGAGUUGCUAAAUGACAGAUGAUCCAAUUAAACAUAGCUGCUGGAAACAUGAUUAGCCUUUUAUGAUUCAUUAGCCCCUCCUGGUUUACAGGAGCCAUAAAGCAAAAUAUGUGCCUUUUAUUGCCAUUGGCAACUUCAAUGUGGAUUGGUUCUGUGCCCAGACAAACCAGGGAUAUAUGUUUAUGCAUUAUUCAAUGCAGAUAAUCAUUGUGGCAGAGAAUAAAAUAAUUAGGAAUCAAGUUGGUAUUUAUUAGAUAAUCAGAUAUUAUGAUUCAUUAUAAAGCUUUGCACCAAAUUUAUAUAAAAACCAGCAACUGCAUUUAAAAAAAGCUUACAAGAGAAGAGGUUUUGUGAAAUUCUAUCAGAAUAAACGCCAUUGUCUAAUUGUCCUUUUGUCCCUGAAGGGCACACUAGUAAACAGGACCAUGAAGAGUGAGACUGUGCUUCAGCUUUCCACCAUAUUGGUGCUCCAGCUGAAUUGGAAUCAGUUCAUUUCUGCAUACGGAAUCACUGUUCUACCUCCAGCUGAUGUACAGGUAAUAGACCCAGGGUACCUUGGUCAACUGCUAAUACGUUGGACACUUCCUUCCAACCUGGAGAAUCCGAUAAACUGUUCAAUAAGAUUCCAACUGCAAUAUUUCAACGCUUAUGAAGACAGAUGGACAACCAUCAGAACCACUCACCUGAGCUACAGUGCCCAGUUUGACCUGGAGAAGGAUGUGCACGUUAGGGUCCAUACCUUGCUGAGGGGGCCCUGUGUUAAUGGCUCUGAAGUUCAGAGCCCUGGAGCUGAGGUGGUUCUCAAGCCCCCUGAUAAAGGGUCCAUAGGCUCAAAGAUCAAAAGUCUCAGCUGUGUUUUCUAUCGGAGGGAAUUCCUGGAAUGCACCUGGGAAAGUGGGGAAGUUGAGCUGGACCAUCCCAUUUACCACUUGUUCUACUGGCACAGAGAGAUGGCGAAGACCGUGGAAUGUCCCAAGUAUAUCUACUCCAAUGGUGCCACCAGGACUGGCUGCAGCUUCCCGGUGGAUUCACUCCUGGAAUUUACCGAGUUUAACAUCUGUGUGAAUGGCUCAUCAGCAGAGGGGCCUCUACGACCAGCUUACUUCACCCUGCAGAUACAAAAUUUAGUGAAACCUGCUGCCAUUGAGAUUCUGAGUCUGGAGGCCCAACCCAAUGGGCUCUUCCACUUGGAAUGGACACCAUCUGAGGGGAAAAUCCCUGGUAUCUGCCUGGAGUAUGAGGUGGAAUCCACACAAAACGCCAUGGUGGGGGAAGUGCUGCAGAGGAAUAUCACCACAGAGACAGCGUUCACCUCCCUCAGCAUGGAUCCGAGUAGGACUAACUGUUUCCGGGUCAGGUCCAGGGUGCACCAGUUCUGUGCUGACAGUGGCUUCUGGAGUGAGUGGAGUCGCCCAUCCUGCCUGUCAGACACCAUGGAGAUAUACAUGCCCAUAGUGACAGAAACAAUCAUGCUGGGGGUUCUAGCCAUCUUUGUGAUCAUGCUCCUCAUCCUCUCUCUCUGCCUGUGGAGCUUUCGGGGAAGGCUGAAGAUGUGUGAGAAAAUAAAGGGCCUGUUUUACCUCCCAUACAAACCAAAAGGAGAUUUCUCAAUCCCUCCCAUGGAAUGCCCACUUAAGCCAAACAGCAUUACACUAGCAUCAUAUCCCUAAACAUUGGUGUUUCCUCUACCAUCAUUUGACCCUUCUGUACUUACAGUAUGAAUUCUGCCAGAAUAACCUUUUUAUUAACUUUCUUGAACGAACACAAAUAUCACUAUAACCCAAUAUUAUGUUACCAAUUUCCCUUCCGUUACGUAGCUUCAUCUAUCAUUUAAAAAUGGUGGAUAUUCUGUAAUAGAAUGCAGAGAGGCACAAAACUUCAUUUAACAGAAAUAGUACUGAAUCACGUCUCCCUUUUUGCUCUUGUUAACAUUAUUAUGUAAAUAAUGGAUAAUGCAAGUUAUGCAGCUGGUAGCUCACAUACUGUGCCACACCAAGAUGACAAUGCUAAUGCCUCAAUAUUUUUAAGCACUAGCAGUGUAGCAAAAUUUCUAUUUGCAUGUAAUCAAAUAGAAAGUUUUGCAUGAAGAAAGUAAUGCUUUACUUUUUUUUGUUGAUCUGCGAAUCUAAUAUAUAGUUUUCAAAUACCAUAUUGUGCACUAGUUGCCAAAGGUCUUGCCACAUAUUGUAAUAUUUAACUCAUUAGUUUUUUGCACAACAGAACUUGCCAGAAUAUAUACAAAGUAUAUUCUUAAUUUUCAACCAACCAUGUGAUAAUUAUUUAAUACCUUUCUUUUGGAAUUAUCGUUUUGUUUGCUGUGCAGAAGUACCCCUGCAUUUAUACACUGUCACUUUAUUUAUUUGCUUUUAAAAUGCAGGUUAAGAAACUUAACUUCCUCAAGAGUAGCAGCUGGUGCUGCACAUUUCUCUGUGCUGCUCAGCAUUGCACUCAAGUGCAGUCCUUAUGAAUAGAGCCAUGAAAACCUGCUUUUCUUCAUUGUGCACCUCAUAAAUGGAACGGCCUGCAGGAAACCUCAGAACUGGACCACUUAAUCUGGCAGUUUUAAAAAUUAUUUUAUAUGAGGUUUCACCAGAUUAAAGGUCUUAUUUCUCUUACUGUAGUCCAUUUUUCUUUUCUUUAUUAUCCACUGUUAUUUGUCUUGUUGUUGCAUGGUUAUGAUUCCUUUUUUGUGUAUUAUGUUUCCCAUGGCACCACUGGAAAAGACAGCAUUGUGUACACCUGGUCUUCUCUGGUUAAAUAAAGGUUAAAAUAAAUAAUGUGAACAAAUUGGAAA
This is a messenger RNA of Anguilla anguilla (European eel), 4171 nucleotides long. Its product is annotated as interleukin-13 receptor subunit alpha-2-like. Gene Ontology annotation, molecular function: cytokine receptor activity; protein binding. Gene Ontology annotation, cellular component: external side of plasma membrane. Lineage: Eukaryota; Metazoa; Chordata; Actinopteri; Anguilliformes; Anguillidae. The transcript has 9 exons. Gene Ontology annotation, biological process: cytokine-mediated signaling pathway. Bases 1803 to 3047 code for a protein of 414 amino acids. The record is from RefSeq and is a predicted model, not a curated record.